Messenger RNA from Marmota flaviventris (yellow-bellied marmot), 2082 nucleotides. The record is from RefSeq and is a predicted model, not a curated record. Lineage: Eukaryota; Metazoa; Chordata; Mammalia; Rodentia; Sciuridae.
AUGUUCAACAAAAUUCUGCUGUUGUCUCUUCAAAUAAAUCUCCUAGGAACCACGCUUGGCGGGAACAUUCUGAUCUGGCCAAUGGAAGGUAGUCACUGGCUAAAUAUUAAGAUAAUCAUAGAUGAGCUAAUUACGAAACAGCAUAAUGUGACUGUUCUAGUUGCCUCUGGUGCACUUUUCAUCACCCCAUCAGUUAGCCCAUCUCUGAAAUUUGAAAGGUAUAAAGUACCCUUCAGCAAAGAAACUAUAGAAGGAAUGAUCAAGAAUUUUGUUUUGACUUGGCUGGAACAUAGACCAUCUCCUUCAACCCUUUGGAGAUUCUAUCAGGAGAUGACCAAAGUCAUAGAGGACUUCCAUAUGGUGUCCAGAGAUAUUUGUGAUGGUGUUCUUAAAAAUGAAAAGCUGAUGGAAAAGCUGAAGAAAGGCAAUUUUGAAGUUCUGGUGUCAGAUCCAGUAUUUCCUUGUGGUGAUAUAGUAGCUUUAAAACUGGGAAUUCCAUUUAUUUAUUCUUUGAGGUUUUCUCCAGCCUCAACAGUGGAAAAGCACUGUGGUAAAGUUCCAUACCCUCCUUCCUAUGUUCCUGCUAUUUUAUCAGAACUCUCCGACAGAAUGUCUUUUGCUGACAGAGUAAGGAAUUUUAUCUCCUACCAUCUACAGGACUACAUGUUUGAAACUCUUUGGAAAUCAUGGGAUUCCUACUAUAGUAAUGCUUUAGAUUGUAGCCAUUGGUUAAAUAUUAAGAUUAUAAUAGAAGAGUUGAUUCAAAGAAAUCACAGUGUCACCGUACUGGCUUCAUCAGAAACUCUGCUCAUCAACUCCAGUCCUAAUUUUCCUGUGAAGUUUGAAGAGAUACCUGUUUCUUAUAAGACAAGAAAUCUAGACUCCAUAAUUGAACAUAUGAUAAUGCUGUGGAUAAACCACAGACCAACUCCUUUCACAAUGUGGACUUUCUACAAAGAACUAGGAAAACUCCUAGAUACUUUUUUCCAAAUUAAUAUACAAAUCUGUGAUGGUGUAUUAAACAACCCUUCAUUAAUGGCAAGACUUCAGAACGGUGGUUUUGAUGUGUUGGUAGCAGACCCAGUUACAAUCUGUGGUGACCUUGUUGCUCUCAAAUUAGGAAUCCCAUUUAUGUACACAUUAAGGUUUUCUCCAGCCUCAACAGUGGAGAGAAACUGUGGGAAAAUCCCUGCACCAGUGUCCUAUGUUCCUGCAGCCUUGUCAGAGCUCACUGACCAGAUGACCUUUGGUGAAAGGGUUAGAAAUACAUUAUCUUAUUAUCUACAAGACUAUAUAUUUCAAUCCUACUGGGGAGAAUGGAAUUCAUACUACAGCAAAGUACUAGGAAGACCCACUACAUUAUGUGAGACUAUGGGCAAAGCUGAAAUUUGGCUAAUCCGGACAUAUUGGGAUUUUGAAUUUCCUCGUCCAUACUUACCUAAUUUUGAGUUUGUUGGAGGAUUGCACUGUAAACCUGCCAAACCUUUACCUAAGGUCUUAUGGAGAUACCAAGGAAAGAAACCAGCCACAUUAGGAGCCAAUACUCGAAUUUUUGAUUGGCUACCUCAGAAUGACCUUCUUGGUCAUCCUAAAACCAAAGCUUUUAUCACUCAUGGUGGAACUAAUGGGAUCUAUGAAGCUAUUUAUCAUGGGAUCCCUAUGGUGGGAAUCCCCAUGUUUGCUGAUCAACCUGAUAACAUCGCUCACAUGAGGGCCAAAGGAGCAGCUGUGGAGGUGAACUUCAACACAAUGACAAGUGCGGAUUUGCUCAGUGCUUUGAGAACAGUCAUUAAUGACCCUUCUUAUAAAGAAAAUGCCAUGAGGUUAUCAAGAAUUCAUCAUGAUCAGCCUGUAAAGCCCCUGGACCGAGCUGUCUUCUGGAUCGAGUUUGUCAUGCGCCACAAAGGAGCCAAGCACCUACGGCCAGCCUCCCAUGACCUCACCUGGUUCCAGUACCACUCUUUAGAUGUGAUUGGAUUCUUGCUGGCCUGUGUGACGACUGUUAUAUUCAUGGUCACAAAAUGUUGUUUGUUUUCUUGUAAAAAAAUUGGAAAGACAGGAAAGAAGAAAAAAAGGGAAUAG